AUGAUUUAUUAUAUGUAUUUAUUGUAUGUAUGAAUAAAAAAUAUAAAAGACAAAAUAGUUUUCAAAUAGUUCAAAAGGAAUGUUUAGAUAAUCGUUGCAUGUGGCAUGUCUCUUCUCAUUUCUUCCGAUGUACCGAUGCAGAUCGUGAAUCAAGAAGGAAAUACGGGGGUGGUGAACCAUUCUCCUGUAACUUCCAUCUCGAUAAACAACAAGAAUUGCGGACUCGAAGUCCACUUGCACGAUAUCGCCGUUGAUACUUGCAUCAGAAUAAAAUUCGUGCUUGCUAAAGGUACGUGCUCCUGCCGAUCGCAGCAGGAAUUUCGGAGAAAUGCUCAUUAACGAGAUCGAAAGAUCGUUAAGAACGUGAUCGGAUCUCGUUGAGAUUUGCCUCGGGGCAAAGCAGUAAAAAGUUUUCUUGUAAAUUUGAAUUGAUGAUAUUUCGAUCAGGCGAAUAACAUUUAACCAACUAGCUAAAACGAAAUUCAAUCUUCGAAGAUCGUCGAGCAAUAUCUUUACAGUAUUCAAACAGGAUCUUUCCGUGCGAAGGAUCAUUUAUUUUCAAAUUUAUGAUUUUUAUUAAGUAGGAGUAUCUAGAAAUCAGCACGAAUAGGUCCAAUAGGCAUUUAUAUAACUGUACAUACAAAGAUAAUGUCAAUGAUUUAUUCAAAUAGUUAUUUGACGAUCGCGCACGCGGCCCAACGCGUACAUUUCAAAAUACGAGGCACGAAAUCAUUCACUGGAAUUAACCACUUCGAUACUUCGAAUCGUGAUUCAGCCUAUCAGUAGCAUGGUCGAUGAUAUGCGAGUGAAUUAUUCUGGCAACUUACAAGGUCACGCAAGUCAACAGUUACAAUCCUUCGACUGGCAAUGUCGUUUAACGCAUGAGAGAAGCUUUUUUUUUCUUGGAGACUUGCCAAUCGAAACGUAGAAGUAACUGUAUUUAUGCUUAUCGCUAGAGUUCUUUAUGUAAAAUUCUUAUUUUAAGGAAAUUUUUACCUAGCGUCCUAGAAAAAAAGUCGACCAAACGAAUAACUAACAUGUCACGUUCGAACCUUUCCGCUUAACAGCAUAUUCAUUCAAAAAAGGUAACUAAUUUCUUAAUCUUUUUGUUUUAGGCUCGAUUGAAUCAGAAAAAUGUGGACGAAACGGCAAAUUCUACAUAUUUUGAUAGCUUUGAUUCUAACAACAUUUGUAGGAGCAGAACACUAUGAAAUUUAUGAAGAUCAGUACAGACAAAGUAAUACUCCUUUCACCUGUAGAGAAGAAGGUUAUCAUCCUGAUCCACAUGACUGCAAUGUUUACUAUAGAUGUGUUGAUUGGGGUAAUGGUAGCCCUUUGACGACGUUCAAGUUCAAAUGUGGAACUGGCACAGUAUUCUCCAAAGAAAAAGGAGACAUAUGUACAAAUCCAAAUGACAGUGGACGACCAGAAUGUGGUGGAUUUGAGAAUGAAAUUGUUUCUGGUAUUCAAAAUCCCAGUACAGAUUCAUAUCCAUCUUAUUCUCCAUUUACGACAACAAUGAAAACAACAAUUGGAACUAAUUUAUCGAUAACAAUAACUACAACACAGCCUACUACAACUACCGAAGUUUUAACGACCACAAAAAGAACAGAAAUAAGUACUGAAUUAUCAACAACUAUUCGACCAACGACAACAUCUGGAUCGAAUCAAAACGACAUGACUGACAAACAAAAAGUACAAUGUACUACAGAUGGAUUUUUAUCAGAUCCACAAGACUGUAAAAAAUUUUAUAGAUGUGUAAAUGAAGGCAAUGGAGUAUUACGAAAAUAUGAAUUUAUUUGCGGAGUAGGAACUGUUUGGGAUCCAAAGAUAGAAGCGUGUAAUUAUGCUUCGGCAGUUUCAAGAGAUGACUGUCGACAAGGAUUACAAGAUGAAAAUAACGAUAACGGACAAUGGAAUAGCGAUAUAGGAGAUAAUGGUGGACAAUGGAAUGGAGAUACAGGAAACAAUGAAGGACAAUGGAAUGGUGAAACAGGCAGCAACGGAGGAAGCUGGAAUGGUGAUGUAGGAACAGCAGGUACUCCCGGAAUUUCAGGAAAUCCAGGAACCACAGGAUAUCCCGGCUCGCCUGGAUAUCCAGGAUCUCCUGGAUCUCCGGGCACUCCUGGAUUACCAGGUACUCCUGGAUCAUCGGGAACUCCUGAAUCACCGGGCUCUCCUGGAUUACCAGGCUCACCUGGAUAUCCAGGAUCUCCAGGAUCUGCUGGAUCACCGGGCACUUCCGGAUCACCGGGCACUCCUGAAUUACCAGGCUCACCUGGAUAUCCAGGAUCUCCAGGAUCUGCUGGAUCUCCGGGCUCUCCUGGAUCUCCGGGAACUCCUGGAUCACCGGGAUCUCCAGGAACUCCUGGAUCUCCGGGCACUCCUGGAUCUCCGGGAACUCCUGGAUCACCGGGCACUCCUGGAUUACCAGGCUCACCUGGAUAUCCAGGAUCUCCAGGAUCUGCUGGAUCACCGGGCUCUCUUGGAACAACGGGCACUCCUGGAUCUCCGGGAACUCCUGGAUCUCCGGGUACUCCUGGAUCUCCGGGCACUCCUGGAUCACCGGGAUCUCCAGGAACUCCUGGAUCUCCGGGAACUCCUGGAUCACUGGGUACUCCUGGAUCACCGGGAUCUCCAGGAUCUGCUGAAUCUCCGGGUUCUCCUGGAUCACCGGGCACUUCCGGAUCACCGGGCACUCCUGGAUCACCGGGCACUCCUGGAUUAACAGGCUCACCUGGAUAUCCAGGAUCUCCAGGAUCUGCUGGAUCUUCUGGAUACCCGGGCUCUGCUGGAUCAUCUGGCUCACCUGGAUAUCCAGGAUCUCCAGGAUCAGCGGGUUUUCCGGGAUCUUCUGGAUCACCUGGAUAUCCUGAAUCUUCUGAAAUGCACGGAACGCCUGAAAAUUCAGAAACUUCGGGAAUAUCUAGCGCUGCUGAAAAUUCUGGUGGUCAGAGUAUGUCAGGAUCAUGUAACGAGGAAGGAUUCUUCCCUGACCCUCAUAAUUGCAGACAGUUCUUUAGAUGUGUAAAAGAUGGGAAUACAUUCAUAAAGUAUGAAUUCGAAUGUAGCGUGGGCACUGCUUGGGAUACCAGUAUUCAAAGUUGUAAUCACGAUUAUAACGUACCAAGUUGUUCUUCAGGAUCUCAAGGAUCUAGUUCUCUUGGAUCUCCGGGUUCUCCUGAAUUACCAGGAACUCCUGGAUCUCCGGGCACUCCUGGAUCACCAGCCUCACCUGGAUACCCAGGACCUUUAGGAUCUGCUGGUUCUCCUGAAACCCCUGGAUCUGCUGGAUCACCGGGCACUUCCGGAUCACCGGGCACUUCUGGAUCACCGGGAACUCCUGGAUCACCGGGCACUCCUGAAUUACCAGGCUCACCUGGAUAUCCAGGAUCUCCAGGAUCUGCUGGAUCUCCGGGUACUCCUGGAUCUCCGGGUUCUCCUGGAUCACCAGGCACUCCUGGAUCACCGGGAACUCCUGGAUUUCCAGGCCCACCUGGAUAUCCAGGAUCUCCAGGAUCUGCUGGAUCUCCGGACUCUCCUGGAUCACCGGGCACUUCCGGAUCACCGGGCACUUCUGGAUCACCAGGCACCCCUGGAUCACCGGGUACUCCUGGAUUUCCAGGCUCACCUGGAUAUCCAGGAUCUCCAGGAUCUGCAGGAUCUUUGGGCUCUCCUGGAUCACCGGGCACUCCUGGAUAUCCAGGAUCUCCAGGAUCUGCUGGAUCUCCGGGCACUCCGGGAUCUUCAGGAACUCCUGGAUCACCGGGCACUUCUGGAUCACCGGGCACUCCUGGAUCACCGGGUACUCCUGGAUCACCGGGUACUCCUGGAUUUCCAGGCACACCUGGAUAUCCAGGAUCUCCAGGAUCUGCAGGAUCUUCGGGCUCUCCUGGAUCACCGGGCACUCCUGGAUAUCCAGGAUCUCCAGAAUCUGCAGGAUCUCCAGGAUCUGCUGGAUCUCCGGGCACUCCGGGAUCUUCGGGAACUCCUGGAUUACCGGGCACUUCUGGAUCACCUGGCACUCCUGGAUAUCCAGGAUCUCCAGGAUCUGCUGGAUCACCGGGCACUCCUGGAUAUCCAGGAUCUACAGGAUCUGCUGGAUCUCCUGGCACUCCGGGAUCUUCGGGAACUCCUGGAUCACCGGGCACUUCUGGAUCACCGGGCACUCCGGGAUCCUCGGGAACUCCUGGAUCUCCGGGUUCUCCUGGAUCACCGGGCACUCCUGGAUUAUCAGGCUCACCUGGAUAUCCAGGAUCUCCAGGAUCUGCUGGAUCUCCGGGCUCUCCUGGAUCACCGGGCACUCCUGGAUAUCCAGGAUCUAUUGGUUCUCCUGGAUCUCCGGGAUCUCCUGGAUCUCCGAGCACUCCGGGAUCUCCGGGAACUCCUGGAUUACCGGGCACUCCUGGAUUACCAGGCUCACCUGGAUAUCCAGGAUCUUCAGGAUCUGCUGGAUCUCCGGGUUCUCCUGGAUCACCUGGCACUCCUGGAUCACCUGGCACUCCUGGAUCACCGGGCACUCCCGCAUCACCUGGCUCUCCUGAAUAUCCGGGAUCUGCUAGUUCUUCAGGUUCUCCUGGAUAUCCUGGUUCAUCGAGCUUUCCUGAAACACCUGGGUCUUCGAGCUUCCCUGAUUCUUCUGGCACACCAGUAACUUCGGAAUCUUCUUUAAACACAGAUACUAUUUGGUUACCAAGCACAUCUGACACUACUGAAACGUCUAGUAUAUCAAGUACUUCAAAUUUAUGUAAAAAAGAAGGAUUCUUCCCUUAUCAUAAUGAUUGCCGUAAAUUCUACAGAUGUGUGAAAGAUGGCAAUGCCUUAAUCAAAUAUGAUUUUAUGUGCGGUAUCGGAACAGUUUGGGAUUUCACAAUACAAAGUUGUAAUCAUGAGUAUAACGUUCCGAAUUGUAGUAGUGGUAUAACCAUGCCUGAUACUUCUUUAAACGAAAUAGAUUCAUCUAGUUCUCCGAGCACAAGCGAACAGUCUGAAGUAAGCACAUCCUCCGAAAGUACAUUAGCAUCUUAUCUUCCACCGGAAAUACCUGUAACAGAUACUGUUAAACCAUCAAUAACUACUAAACCAGAGGAACCAGAAACCACAAAAAUUCCAACAACACUCGUCCCUCCCGGAACUUCUGGCUUUCCUGGAUCACCGGAAUAUCCAGGAUCCCCAGGCUCUCCUGGAUCUGCUGGAUCUCCUGGAUCCCCAGGCACUCCAGGAUCACAAGGCUAUCCUGGAUCCGCGGGCUCUCCAGGAUCUCCUGGCUCUCCUGGAUCCCCAGGCACUCCAGGAUCACAAGGCUAUCCUGGAUCCGCGGGCUCUCCAGGAUCUCAUGGCUCUCCUGGAUCCCCAGGCACUCCAGGAUCACAAGGCUACCCUGGAUCCCCGGGCUCUCCAGGAUCUCCUGGUUCUCCUAGUACUUCAGGAUCCUCUGGAUAUCCUGCCUUUCCCGGAUCUCCUGGAACUCCCGGCUCUCCUGGAUAUCCAGGAUCCCCAGGCUCUCCUGACUCUCCUGAAACCCCGGGUUCUCCUGGCUCUCCUGGAUUUCCGGGCUCUCUUGGCUCACAAGGCUAUCCCGGGUCACCUGGAUAUCCUGGAUCUUUUGGCUCUCCUGGUAGUUCAGGGACAUCUGGAACUUCACAUACUACAGGAACUUCUGGUAUCCUAAGCACUACUGAUUCUUCUGUUAUAUCAAACUUUUCAAGUUCAUGUAAUGAAGAAGGAUUUUUCCCUGAUUCUCGUAAUUGUCAUAAAUUCUAUCGAUGUGUAAAAGAAGGCAACACAUUUAUAAGAUAUGAUUUUGAAUGUGGUGUAGGAACUGUCUGGGAUUCCAAUAUUCAAAGUUGUAAUCAUGCUUACAACGUACCAAAUUGUAGAAGUGGGCUCGACGUUGAAAUGACAACACUUGAUUCUUCUAUAAACGAAAUAAAUUCUUCUAAUUUCCCAAGCCCCGAUGAACAAUCUGAAAUAAAUACAAGUAGACCUAUUCAAGGCACAACGCUUGCUAGUACAUCUGUUUCGUAUCUACCUCCAGAAACAACUAUAGUAAAUACAGUUACAACUUCGAUUACUACGAGACCAGAAGAACAAGAAACAUCAAAAACACCUAGCUCACCUAGUGAUCCUGGCACUUCUAGUACUACUGAAACUGUUGUAACGACUAAUACUUCUAAUGAUCAAAAUACGUCUGGCGCAACUGAUUCUUCAGAAACUUCUGAAAACCUUGGCAUGUUCGAUACUCCUACUAUGUCAGAUACUACAACUUUAUGUAACAAAGAAGGAUUCUUCUCUGACCCUCAGAAUUGUCGUAAAUUUUAUCGAUGUGCAAAAGAUGGCAACAAAUUCAUGAAAUAUGAUUUCGAUUGUGGUGUUGGAACUGUUUGGGAUUCGAGAAUACAAAGCUGCAAUCAUGAAUACAAUGUACCAGACUGUAAAAGUGGCAGUUUCGACAUGACAACGCCCGACUCUUCAAUUAACGAAAUAGAUUCUACUAGUCGUCCGAGUACAAGCGAACAGUCCCAAGUAAGUACUGGCGAACCUGUGCAAAAUACAAUACCGCAACUAGUCGCUUCCACUACAAUGUCAACUACUAUUAGUAAUGAGGCAUCGUCUAUGACUCCAAUAACUAUGAUAUCUACAUCUUAUUUACCGCCCUCAACUUCUGGAAUAAUUACUAGUACACAAAUGACUUCUAAUUCCCCCGAAUUAACAUCACAAGUUACGUCAGCCUCAUAUUUACCUCCUGUCAGUACUACGCAAUUAAAUAACGUUGAUCAACCUGCAACUGCAUCACAGCAAACAAGUACUACUCCAUCAAAUACUGGACAAUUAGGCAUGUCGGAUUGUACUACAGAAGGUUUUUACCCAAAUCCAAAUGAUUGCCGGAAAUUUUAUCGAUGUAUCAGUCAUCAAUCUGGAUUUGAAAAAUACGAAUUUAAAUGCGGUCCAGGUACAGCUUGGGACCAAAGUAUACAAACAUGUAAUCAUAUUGGGCAAGUCAGUUCCUGUAUGAUAGAUAAUAACGAAAUAGUAGGUUCAGGAGAAAGUUCUCUUUCUACUACUGGUUCUAGUGAGACAACAUCAAUUAUUAAUGAAAAGCCUGGACAAGCGACAAUGAAUCCCUCUUCAACCUAUUUGCCAGCAACUUCAACUACUAAGUCUGAAAAUAUGCAGUUACCUGCAGGAUCAACUACUGAAAGUUCAUCGUCUUCCGAACCACCAUAUUCUAUUUCAUCUUCCCCGUCUGAUUCGUUAGUUUCACCUUCUGAAACAACCACAGAAUCAUCCGAUAGUGAUAAACAAGGAGUACCUCCUUGUACGACAUCCAAAAUUAAUCAAACAAUAGUUUGUAACGAAGAAGGAUUUUAUCCACAUCCAAUGUAUUGUGACAAAUUUUAUCGUUGCGUUGACAAUGGAAAGGGAUUUAACGUCUAUCACUUUAAUUGCCCACCGGGUACUAUAUUCGAUCCUAGUAUAAGCGUAUGUAAUUAUCCGGAAUCAGUUUAUCCAGUGAGAGAUUGUACUUCGUCAACAAAUCCAUCUGGUAAUGAUACUCCCGCACAAUCUACGACAUCAGAAGCAACACAAGAAUCUUCAUCGACUGAGAGUUUAACAACACAAACCUCUACUGAAAUGUCAACGGAAAUUACGACAUCCAUGGAAGAAUCUACAACAGGAACUUCAACAGAAACAACAUCGAUAUCAUCGGAACAAACAACGUCUUCCGCGGAAAUUACAUCUACGUCUAGCACUGAAUCAUUUACUUCAACUACAAUCGAAGGGUUAACAGAAUCAACAACAAGUUCCACUGAACAAACGACAGAAUCAACAACAAGUUCCACUGAACAAAUGACAGAAUCAACAACAAGUUCCACUGAACAAACAACAGAAUCAACAAGU
Polistes dominula (European paper wasp) is the source of this 7902-nucleotide messenger RNA. RefSeq lists its product as uncharacterized. Gene Ontology annotation, molecular function: chitin binding. The record is from RefSeq and is a predicted model, not a curated record. Gene Ontology annotation, cellular component: extracellular region. NCBI's taxonomy places the organism in Eukaryota, Metazoa, Arthropoda, Insecta, Hymenoptera, Vespidae.